Messenger RNA from Pocillopora meandrina, 8064 nucleotides. Lineage: Eukaryota; Metazoa; Cnidaria; Anthozoa; Scleractinia; Pocilloporidae. The record is from the annotation of a GenBank genome assembly.
AUGAUAAGCACGGAUAAAAGACAUUUUUGUCCCAGCGCUCUCGAAGGUAAAUGGUGGACGUUCGCUCUGUAAGCAUUAAGCCUGAUUUUCUCUUUGAUUGUCGAUGAAUUAGUACAUAUACCAUUUUACAUUACUUUUACCAGGACUUAUGUCUAAUCAAACAAAAGAAACCUUCACAACAUAAAAAAUGCUGGUAACAUAUUGGUCCUACUUGUGCCAAAGGUUAUUAAUAGAUCAGAGAAUUGCACAGAAGCCAUGGAAAAAAAGUCAGAACUUCUGACAAAAAAACGAUAGCAAACUUACCUUUUACAUGCACAUGAUGAUGCUUCAUGAACACUUGAAAAAUAAAUAAACAUAAAAUUAACCAUUAGAUUGUUGCUAGAGUGAGUAAUUGCAUGAUCAGCACAUGUCAAUGACCAAGCGUGAGGUCAAGAUGGCUGAAUAUUGAGUUCUACAAUUUGCAACAAAAUCAUUGCCACAGUGACCUUUGCAACUCCCUAUUACUUCAAUUUUAUCUCCUUUGCCCUUUUUAAGUUAACCUAUUUACCCCUUUCUCCCUAAACAAUUUUAUAUCAUGAUUUCUUUUAUUUCAUACAGCUACAUACAGGCAACAUUGAAUAGGGUAGGGGGACUUGUCAAUGAUUUAGAGUGUUGUAGAAACAGGAGUGUUAUUCUACACAUUAACAGAACUCUUCAAAUAUGUGUCAGCUAUUGUUGAUGCUGAUUGUAGGUCCAUAGAAAUGCAAAAAGGAAAGACGCUUUGUUCAGCCAUGAUGACUGAACAAGCUCAGUCAAUAAAGGAUUUCUCCUAUAGAAAAAGGUUUCACUCUUCUGGAUCGAGGCAAAGUUGAAGUUCAUCAGAACAAGGCUAAAAUUGAGUCAUUCUGACUGAACAAGCUUGGUCAAUAGCAGAUUAAUUAUAAAGCAAUAUGAUUUCACUUUAAUAAGAAUUAAGAGUGGCUUUUUUUUUUUUUUUGAGUGCUGGGAAAGAUAGCCAACUGUGUUUGUAGUACAAUAAUCCUACAAAAUAGGUUUAUGUUUUCUUUGUUUUGACUGUCUUUUUUUAGUGCUUUUUUGACUCCAUUGCUGACAUUGUCUAAAAAUUGCAAACUUUUUAGGUCUAUUCCACAAAAUCUUUUCUCAAAUGAAAUCAAAGUACACAAUCCCAAGCCCAUCUGGUGCAUGGGCGCUGUCAGCAGUAAAGUAGAUAAUAAUUGAUUAAUCAAAAGUAAGUUCUUUUGCUAGUAAAUAUAUUUUUUUGUUAUCAGGUAAUUGAAUGCCUGGCAAAGAUCAAGAUUAGAAGCUUGAGGAAGUAGGACAUAUCUCGAUUAUGGAACAGGUUGGUUUAAUAAAAGCUUUAUACUUACUUAGUGGUUAAGCAACAAUCUUGAAUCAUGUUCACAACAUUGUUGUAUAGAAUUUUGAGGUCAGUUUUUGGCAGGCAAUGGAGUGAUCAAUUUCAUCUUAAAACACUCUGUGACUUGUACAUGCAUCAUAUUAUAUUUAGAUAUUUUCACACUUUAAAUCCCAAUAUCUGAUUGUUAAUUCUCCCAUCUAGCUGCUACAUAUAUCCUUGUGAGCUAGUUACGAGAAUUUGGUAUUAGUUAAAGAUAAACUCUUCUACUUGGUAAGUUUGAGUAUUGUCAUCACCUGUUUGGUGGAUAAUGUUUAGAUUGGAUAUUAUAGGGAGAAGCAACAUGUUCUAAGAAUUAAAGAAUUAAGGGCCUCUUUGUAUAUCUUGGUGAACUGGGCUGGUGUGAUUCCACAAUCUCAAGACUACAAGCUUGAAUUUUUUUUGGAAAGGGUUUUUAUUUUAUUUUUGGUGUUGCAUGGAAUCUGAGGAUGGCAAGCCGUCUUGGUUAUCAAUGUUAGUGGCUGCUUAUUAGGUAAAUUUGGGACACGAAAACUCAAGCUUAGAUAACAGAGAGAAUCAAACUUGAAAGAUGUCAAUUUUGUAUGUCAAUUAAUGAGCUGAAAUUUCCUUUGUUUAUGACUAGUAGUUUGGCCUAAAUUGGGCAAAUAUUAUUCUUUUUCCCACCACCACAAUGCAGUGAAUCUUAAAAAGCUGGUGUAAAUAGAACCAGUUGCAUUUGAUGUGAGCCAAACAGGAAAAAGCUGUCCAACCCUGUACUUGUAUUGCUUUGUUGCAAAACAGCAAAUAUUGCUUGUUAUUCAACUUAUCAGUCUCAGUGCCAUUUAAAUUAAAAAAUAUCAUAACAAUGCAGCUUUGGGUUAAUAUUUAUUUAUUACAAUAAUUACAGAUUCCUGAGAAAUGUACCCAAAAGAAGUUGCUGAAAAGGAAAGGAGAUGAUACCCAGGAAUUUAAGAAGUCCUGCAUCUCCACAUCAGUAGGUGGGCUCUCAGGUGUUGUAUAAACAAAGUUAUUUUUAAUCAUUCUAUGGAUUACACUCUACAAAAUUUGAAAUUAAUCGGGAAAUUGGCCUUUAAAUGACAAUAUCCUAGUCUCAGAAAAUGGAAAUACAUGUGUGUGUGUGUAUAUAUAUAUAUAUGUAUAUCUUGAGAUAGGGGAAAAACAAAGUGUUCAAUUGUGUUAUAUAACUAUAUGCUACAAAACACAGAAACAAAGCGUUACUGCGUAACAAUUGAGCAAAGCAGAAUAAUUUAUUGCCAUGCCUAUUAUGCAAAUUUGUAAAGUAAAAAUUAAAUGAUGGUUACAGUUAUUCUUGACAAUGAAAUCCCCUGAUGGGUCAGGAAUCACAAAAUAGGCUUGUAAGGAUGAAAGUUUAGUCUCUUCGUUUUUUCCCUAUCUCAGUAUAUAUCUCACUCUACUUAUACAUAUCGAGCAUUGUACAAUGGAAGAAUAAAAACACGGUCUUUCCAUGUAUACAAUCAUAUAUAUAUAUAUAUAUAUAUAAAUGAAUGUGAGGGUAGAGUCUACCUUGGCAUAAAGUGCUCAAUGCUGUGGUAGCAGAGCUAAGUAUACAUAAGUUAAAGAAUUAAAGAGGAUGCAUCGAUUCUCUGUGACUCUGAGUUUUGCGCCUAAGCGCUCGUCAGACAGAACUUUUGAAUACUUUAGUUCUGUCUGACGAGCGCUUAGGAACGAAACUCGAAGUCACAGAGAAUUGAUACGUCCUCUUUAAUUCUUUAACUUAUGUACUUAUGUGUAUAUAUAUAUAUAUAUAUAUAUAACAAUAUCUCAGCUUCAGAAAAUGGAAAUAUGUGUAAUAUAUGUUUUUUAAGAGGUUAUUUUUUUAAAAUACGUGAGGUUGCACGGAAUUGUAUUAUCAAAACUUUGAUUUGAUUACAAUCAGCCAAAUCCUCUUCAGGUUUGAAAUCUCUGUAAAAGUUUGCUAUUUUUGCUCCAAUCUUCAUAAUUUCCAUACUUAAUAUUAAACUUAUUAUACAACUUUGCUACAUGUAUGUUGUGUGUGGUCCAGUGUUUAUGUUCCAUUAAAAAGUUCUAAUCAAGUUCCUAUGCUUUCAUUUAUUCCUAUUUUAUUGAGGGGGAAUUCCUCUUAACUCCAAGUGUAAAUUUGUGAAUAUUGUUUUCUUUUGCAAGGUUCCUGGACUGAAAAGAAGGCCAAUUGUCCUCUUCCAAAAGUGAUUGAGUUUGUUGAACCAGGGAAGCAGUUAAAAAAGAAGAAAAGUUUACCACCAGUAUGUUCCAAGAGUAUCAUGAAGUUCUAAUCAAAGAUAUUGUAGAACAAUGUGGCAGAGAAUUAGUUCCACUGGACUUUUUUUCACUAAUUGAGUUAUUUCUUGGUUUCUUCUGUUUCUUUUUAAUAGCUCCUCCAUAAUUUUAAUGUACUUAGUUCACAACUUUAUGGCUUCUUAGUGGUAAUGCUCAUCUGUUUUCUAGGAGGGAUGGGUGCAAGCCUUAUGAAAGCUUGGAUUUGUUUCAGGUUCAUUUUCUACAAUGUAAUUUUUACCCUGUACAUGUCUGUGAGGAUCAAUUCAUUAGUCACCACACUGUUAAUAAUAAAAUACACCCCUUAAUGGUGUAAUCUGGUUCAACAACAAACUCCCUCUCCGCCCUCAUCAGCUGGUCAAGUCAGAAAUUUUAUUUGAGUUCACUCUUUGACCUAAAGUUCCUAGCUAAGGUGUUCCUAGAAGUAAAUACUUUUGAAUCGUAAAAGUUGUGGCUAUCCUUUAAACUUAACCACUUUUACCAUAACAUAGUAUUGACAGAAGAUUGAAAAUUAAAGGCUAUUAUUUGUCAUUGAAAUCUUUAAAAAUUACUUUUUUAUAUUAAGUUUUUUAGUUAAUAUAAUACCAGUUCUUGCAAGCCCAGGUUCUUAUUUCUCUGCAGGGGAAAAGAAAACAGAUAGAAAUUAAAAGCAAGUCAACAAGGUAAAUAUAGAUGUUAAAAGUUGGUUUUUAAAUGAGAGGGUAGGUGCCUUUUGAGGAUAGACUGGUCAGAUCACAGGUCUUUGUGAAAGGACUUUGAGGGAAAUUAUUGUUUCUAAUUGUAUCAUUUUUCAAAUAUAGGGAAGACCCUGAUGAGUUUGAAUUUAAGUCUAUUGCAAGGGAAGUUAGAGAAUUUGGUGAGACAUUUUUUUCUUUAUUAACAAAUUGACUGUAUUUUUACCAUUAUUUUAAUGCUUAGAAAAAAUUGUAGUACAAAGCUAACAAGGUGAAUUUGUUUAGCAAUUAAAAGCUUCUUUUGUUGGUGAUCACUUUACUGUUUCUUGUGACCUUAAUGUGGGAUUCUGGGGUGAUAUCACUAUGAACUGUAGUUUUAUGAAAAUUCCAUGAAUUUCAUGUGAAAAACCCAUGAAGAUCAUUUCAUGGCCCAUGAAUACUGCAAAAUGAAAUUUCAUGGGGUUAUUUUUAGCCCUGAAUUUUCCAUGAAUUUGGGGAAUUUUUUUCAUGACCCAUGAAUUUCUUCUAAGUCUAUUUUUAUGACCCAUUGAUUUGCCAUGAAAGUCACCAGAAUCAUAGUUAGUAGAGGUCUCCUCUACUAACUAUGCCAGAAUUAAUUUCAUGACCCAUGAAUUUCUUUAUAAGCCUACUUUCAUGACCCAUGAAUUUCUUCAAAGUCUACUUUCAUGACCCAUUAGUUUCCCCAGAAAGUCAUCAGAAUGAAUUUCAUGCCCAUGAAUUGCAAUCAAACAGCAUUUCAUGGGUUAACAAUUCAUUUGUUUUGGGAGAACAAAAUUAAUGCCAUGAAUAUUCCCUGAAAUCUGUUGCCCAUUAAUUUCAUUGAUGGUGAUCACUUUACUUUUUCUUGUGACCUUAAUGUGGGAUUCUGGGGUGUUAUGGUAAGGAGAAAGUAGAUGCCAGUCUUUCUUAGGAUUUUCUCCUGUUGAUAAUUAAUGGUAUCAAGUAUGUAUUUUUGCAGUGCAUUCAGAGGCCCAUUGUCAACCAGAAUGCAAAACAGGAGUUGCUUUUUUUUUAAAGUUGUCAGAUGGGAAAUAAUUGCCACUCAGAAUGUUGUGUCAUUCAAGAAGUAAAAAGGGCUAGUGAGCAAAGCUGUGUGGGUGAAAUAGGGCUUCAACAUGCUUUUUUGUUAUCUUCAUCAGGGUAGAUUUUAGUCUUGUUUUUAAUGUGUUCCCUAACAAAUUAUUUGUCGUAGGUGUGACAGGUCUCAGUAGAAAAGACAGAAAGAAAUAUGAAGACUGGAAAGCUCAGUCACUUGGUGGAAAAGUAGGUGGAAAAUCCAUCUUAUGACGUACUUCAAAUCUAGUAAUUUGAUUCUUACCAUUGACUUAAAUGAUUAUAAUAAUUUAUAGUGUGUUCAUUAGAUUUCUAAUUCUAUAUUAAUAAAGGAGCACUCAUUUUGGGGUAAGCCUGCUGUGAAAAAAAAAGAAUUGUAUGUACAUGUAUAGUUAUGCGAUUCACGUAACCCUUUAAACCCUAAGAGUGACUAUCCUCUAAUUUCUUCCUACAAUAUCAGCCCUGAAUCACUCGUUAAGGUCAUGAGAAUAAAGGAAAUGGUCACCAGGGAAGGAAACUUUUGAUUGGCAAACAAAUUCUCCUUGUCAGCACCUUAGGAAAUGUAUAAAGAACAGUAUGGAGAAUAUUCAAACUGAUUUUAGGAUGUAAAGAGUUAAAUCAGUGCAUACAACAUCCAUAGGCACCAAAAGGUCAGAAAAUGCCAUAUCCAAUGUUGAUGCGCCAGAUUAAAAGGAGAAAGGAGAGAGAGCAAGAACAAAGGGAAAGGGUAUGUACUUGUUUGGACAGUCACAAUCAAGUAUAAAAACUAUGAUUUAAUGGUAAAGUUCAGCAUAGAAAGAUGAUAUUCAUCUUGUCACAAGUGUGGGACGAGGAAAAGGAAAUUCAUUUCCCCAAGAGGAAACAUACCCCAGAAUUUGGAGUGGUGUGUACCAAUGCUUUACCAUUGGGCCACAGAGAACUCUUGGGGAGUCAGAUCGACACCAAGUUUAAAUGUGAUAUUUUUCCUGUAUAAUGUAAGGAUCAGCAAUUUGUGGACAUCAACAGGCAUUGUCACUUAGGAAAAUUUGAAACAACCAGGUGUGGAGGUCCUUGUUAUGACGAGGGCAUUGUGUACCAGUACAACUGUAAGCUGUACUGAUACGUAAGUUAUUGAAAGUUUUAACUGUCAGUAUUAUGUUUUCCACCUUGUUUAGGAACAUGCCAUGGGUAUUUUCAAAAAGAAACCAGAUAAAAAGUCAAGUGCUUCUACAAGGUUUGUGAGCAAUCUUUGAUCUACAUGUACCAUGAUUUAGUGAGGGGGUGUAAUGUCACUUCUCUUUUGUCUUGUCUCAUAGGGCUCCAAUGGGUUGGUGGGUGGAUAAUUCCUCCAAAGGCCUGCAGGCUUCAGUUGGAAAGUUCAAAGCUGGUGUCCAACGCCUGUCUAAAGCUGAUCUGCAUAAAAUUACAUCCAAGAAGAAGAGAUAACAGUGGUGGAGUUAAAUUCGCUUGCACUAGAUAGUCUAGUAGGGCAAUGUGGAUUAAAUAUUCCAUGUUUGCAAGGUAUAGAUUGUCAGAGGACUACAAGACAGCUUCAAAACCCUGGUUGAUAAGCAAGUUCUUUGCAAUUUUGUCAGAAUCAGGGAAAUGUGAAAUCACAAUUUCAUGAAUAACACUGUCUAGGACAAUAAUGUGCAGUAUGUAGUCAUCAUUGUUGACUGUAAUUAGUUAUGGACUUGUGGUAACAGGCUCAGGAUUGUCCCAGAUUUAGACUGGUUGGAUUAAGCUGAGAAAAUGUAGGGUUCGCUUCAGAAAGCUGAUUACUGAAAUGAGAAUAUACACAUUUUUCAGGUAGGGAAAGGUGGUACUAGUUAUUAGGGAGUCAAAGAUGUCACAGCAGCAAUGCAUGGGAAAUUGCAGACUAAAAAAUUACUUUCAUUUCUCCUAGGAAUUUUGUGAGUAGCACAAUAUUUUAAUAUUCCUUAGCAGGGCCAGAUCUCCCCCUCAGCAUCACAUGUCAGCAUCACCCAAGUAUAAAGUUUAAUCAAAUGUAAUUUGCAGUCAGUGUUUUUUCAUGCGAUGUAUAGAGAACGUUGAGGUUUUAAACACUCGUAGGUUUUCCUUUCAUAUUCUUUGUCUUUCAAUUCUUAUUUCUUGGAGGUUCAAGAUAAAAAUCUUUAGUUCCAUCUCUUGGUAAAUUUGAGUUGAAAAUGGUUCAUGAACAAUGUACUAUUAUAUGAGUGUUUUUCAUUCUAUAUUGUAAUCAAACUUACUUUAAAAUAAAUGCACAGAUUUCCAAUUUUUCCCUCUUACUAAUAGUGAUUUUAUUGUAAUUUUUUUUAACUAGAUAUUAAAUGUACUUGAAAUAAUUAUAUAUUUAUGAGUAGACUUUAACCAAAUUACCUACAAGGGGUUUUUCACAGAACCAUGAAUUACACUAACGCUAAUUUCUGAGGGUGCUCUGGUGAAGCAUUUUGCAGUGUAAAAUAGAAUUUAAAAAAGGCACACAAUGUUAGUAAAAUGAAUUUCUCACUCCAUUGUUGUUUUUCUGAGCUGAAGGUAGUUCAAAUUGUGAGCUUUAGAUUAUUUCUCAAUCAGUUGAGUCCUAGCCUGGGACAAUUUAAGACACAAAUUACACAUACAAUCUGUUAAACUAAAAAAUUUCACAGUGAUUGUACAGCAAUCUCAUUAAAACUGAAAAUUCUGUCACUUCUGUUUCAGUAACUUGAC